Molecule: messenger RNA, 5823 nt
Organism: Armigeres subalbatus
Lineage: Eukaryota; Metazoa; Arthropoda; Insecta; Diptera; Culicidae
Exons: 2
Coding region: 1-5823 (1940 amino acids)
Biological process (GO): DNA integration
Molecular function (GO): zinc ion binding; nucleic acid binding
Source: RefSeq, a predicted model, not a curated record
AUGCCGUUAGAACGAAGCCCAACGAAAAACAGAAACGACGAACAUCCAGAAAAUUCUAGAGUGAAAAUGCAAAAGGCAGAGCCCAAUGAGAAUAAUCUCGAAGACAAUGAAGUGGAAAUUGCCGUUGACGCUGAAACGAUGUUGCGAAUCAAAUCAUUGUCACGCCAACGACACCAUGUGCUCAACAAAGUGUUUCGGAUUCAAGAAGCUUUGGACCGCCGGCUUGGAUUACCAGAGCUAGAUGGGCUGUUAUGUAACUUGCAGUCCGCCUACACCGAAUUUUCAAGUUUCCACAGCCAAAUUGUAGCCAUCAUUCCUGAUGACUUAAUGGAACAAGAAGAAGCCGUGUAUGUAAGAUUUGAAACUCUAUAUAACAUUACGUUUGCCGGAGUGAAACAACGCAUCAUGGAUCGACAGGCGAAUCCAGCACCGCAAGUCGUGAUACACCAGCAGCCUCUUAAAGCACCAAUUCCGACUUUUGAUGGUGACUACACGAACUGGCCAAAGUUCAAGGCUAUGUUUCAAGACGUCAUAUCACUUUCUCGUGAUUCGGAUGCAGUGAAGUUGUACCACCUAGAUAAGGCGCUAGUCGGAGCAGCUGCUGGAGUACUGGACGCGAAAACGUUGAAUGAAGGAAACUACGCACAAGCUUGGAGGAUUUUAAACGACAGGUACGAAAAUAAGCGCAUGAUAGUGGAGACGCACAUCCGUGGUCUCUUAUCGUUGAAGAAAAUGGCAGCCAAAUCUAGCAAAGAACUACAACUUCUGGUCGACGAAUGUACGAAGCACGUUGAAAGUUUAGAAUACCAAGGUCAGCCGCUAUCAGGGGUAUCUGAGCUGAUGGUUGUGUAUCUGCUAACAGCUGCACUAGACGACUCGACAAGGUUGCAGUGGGAGCAGUCUUUGGCCCCUACUACCGAACUGCCAACGUAUAAAGAUACGGUGGAUUUCCUGAAAUCGCAAAGCAAAGUGUUGGAAAGAUGGGAAGCCGCCCGAUCAUUAACGACAACGAAGACAAUCUCUGUACCCAAGCAAUUUACUACGAAGCCGAAAUCAAUCAGCCAGCAGACACACGCAAUAGCAGCUCCAACCCAGGAACCGAAAGAUAAGUGCGAUUUUUGCGGCGGUUUUCACCUGAAUUACCAAUGUAAUAAGCUAAACGCACUACCCGCCAACGAACGAAUCGAGAAGGUAAAAGCAGCAGGUAUAUGUUUCAACUGCCUCCGUAAAGGUCAUCGAUCGAAGAACUGUCCGUCCCUCAAAACAUGCCGAAAGUGUCAACGGCGGCACCAUACUCAACUACACGACGACACCGCCUCAUCGACCGUGGAACCCAGAGACAACGUAGAUUCUGUUGUUCCCAACAUUGCAGCGAAGUCAACCAGCGAAAUAGUUCCUUCCAUGCCGAACCAGAACCGAAAAAGCGAGCCAUCAACUAGUUGCUCAUGUCAGCAAAUGCAAUCGCCGAAGACAGUUUUGUUGCUUACUGCGGUCAUAUUGGUAAGCGACAAAAAUGGACAAAAACUGCAAUGUCGCGUGCUCCUAGACAGCGGUUCACAGGUGAAUUUCAUCAGCGAGAAGUUUGCCAACAUCCUUGACAUCCGAAGAGAACCCGCAAAAGUACCAAUCGCUGGCGUUAACAACAUCCGAACAGUGGCUCGUGAUAAAAUCGAUGUGAGCGUCCAAUCUCGUUGCAGCGAUUUCCACGCCAGGCUACAGUGUUUGGUGAUUCCGAAAGUAACAGGUGCUAUUCCAUCGAAGACCAUCGACAUUUCCACCUGGAACAUUCCUGCGGGCAUUCAACUGGCCGAUCCAACAUUCUUCCGGUCCGAUAGCAUCGAUAUGUUAAUUGGAGCUGAAUUAUUCUUCAAGAUAUUAAAACCAGGACAACUAACCAUUGAUGAUAAUCUGCCAGAGCUCCAUGAAUCACAUUUUGGGUGGCUAUUAGCAGGAGCCAUUCAAACUGACCCAUCAUCCGAAGUCAUUCAGUACACGCAAGUUGCAUCCAUUGAAAAUGUUGCUGAUUCUAUUCACAAGUUCUGGGAGCUUGAAGAAUUGCCGACUGCUACGACGAUGUCAUCCGAAGAGCAACAGUGCGAGGACCAUUUUGUUUCAACGUAUCAUCGAGAACCAAACGGAAGGUUUGUGGUACGACUACCAAUGAACGCUAAUGUUAACGAACUGGAGAACUGCCGCUCAUUAGCAUUGAAACGCUUCUACAUGUUGGAGAACCGACUACAACGAAACCCCGAUCUGAAAAAACAAUACGUGAAUUUCAUCCAAGAGUAUCAGGACCUCGGCCACUGCCGAGAGAUAAGCGAAUCCGACAACACAAGCGAGAAGGCUUACUAUCUCCCGCAUCAUGCAGUUCUCCGGCCGAGCAGCUCAACAACCAAGUGCAGAGUAGUAUUUGAUGCAAGUGCUAAAGCAUCCGAAUGCCACUUUUCCCUCAACGACGUUUUACUGGUGGGACCGGUGGUGCAAAGUGAACUCUACGACAUUCUUCUGCGAUCCCGAAUGCACAGAUACGUUUUCUCGGCGGACAUUUCGAAAAUGUACCGCCAAAUCCGUAUGCACCACAACGACACUCGGUUCCUUCGAAUAUUCUGGAGAGAUGAACCGAAGAAACCAAUGAAGGUUCUGGAGUUGACUACCGUCACUUACGGAACUGCAUCUGCACCAUUCCAAGCAACAAGGUGCUUGACACAACUAGCCGCUGAUGAACGUCAAGAUUAUCCCAUGGCAGCAAACAUCGUAGCAAAGGAUUGCUAUGUUGACGACAUCCUAUCCGGUACCAAUACGCUAGAAGAUGCCAUUGAAUCGCAACGUCAAUUAAAAUGCAUGCUCGAAAAGGGUGGUUUUCCAAUCCACAAAUGGUGCUCCAAUUCGCCAGAGUUCUUGCAUCAAAUUCCUGAGACAGAAAGGGAACAAACGAAAAACAUCGAGGACAACGACAUCAACCAAGUAAUUAAAGUUCUUGGUUUACUGUGGGAUCCUUCAUCAGAUGAAUUGUUACCAGCUGGAAUUCCAAGUACCACCAAGGAUGACAACCGAUCUACGACGAAAAGGACAAUUUACUCCGAAGUUGCUAAACUAUUCGAUCCACUUGGAUUGUUCGCCCCUACCAUCGUUAUCGCUAAACUGCUUGUACAGCAACUCUGGCGAACUCAAAAGGCAUGGGACGAACCUGUUGACGACGAUACCAAAAAACAAUGGACCAAGCUAAAGCAGUCGCUACCUUUGCUGAAGGAUUUUCCUAUACCACGCCAAGUCACUAUCAACGAUGCUGUUAUCUUCGAGCUACACGGUUUCUCGGAUGCUUCAAACGUGGCGUAUGGAGCGUGCAUCUAUAUCCGCAGUAUCCAACCAGAUGGUUCUGCCAUAUCACGAUUGCUGACCAGCAAAUCCAAAGUAGCACCGUUGCGUGACGUUUCCAUCCCACGCAAGGAGUUAUGUGCAGCACUUCUUCUGGCUCGUUUGCUAGAAAGAGUACAAACGACAAUUGAAACGAAAUUCCACCGAGUGAUGUUAUGGUCUGACAGUGAAAUUGUUCUGGCAUGGCUGAAAAAGCAUCCUGGCCAACUGGAAGUAUUUGUACGAAAUCGAGUCGCCGAAAUCCAACGUCUCACCGAAGGUCAUCCAUGGAACUACAUUAGAUCAUCGAUUAAUCCAGCAGAUAUCGUUUCACGGGGUCAAUCGCCCGUGGAUUUGAUCACCAGCGGUCUUUGGUGGGAUGGUCCUCCAUUCCUAUCAGAGCCAAAUUUUGACAUCGAAACACCAGCAGAAAUUUGUGACAAUGAACUACCAGAGUUGAAGCCUACUGUGAUAGUGACGACGGUUUCUUUCGGAGAGCAGUACCCCGAACUGACAAGAUACAGCUGUUUUCGCAAAUUGCAACGAGUCAUCGCAUGGGUUCUGCGCUUCAAAAACAACGCCUGCAAAAAGACUUUGGAUCGGAAUCUACAACGAUACUUGAGCAUCAAUGAGCUUCGUCAGUCGUUACUGGUAAUCAUACGAGUCGUACAGCAUGUGGAGCUGAGCGAUGAGAUUCGCCGAAUAGAAUCGAACGUCAUGUGCAAACGUCUACGAGAUCUGCAUCCGGUUUACGACGGCGACAUACUUCGAGUGGGCGGUAGGCUCACACAAUCACGACUUCCUGAUUCAGCAAAGCAUCAAAUCAUUCUUCCGAAUAAAAAUCCUGUCAUCGAGUUGUUCAUUCGAGCAGUCCACAAAGAACAUUUGCAUGUAGGACCUGCAGGGCUGUUAUCAGCACUACGUCAACGGUUUUGGUUGCUCAAUGCACGUUCAACAGUACGCAAGAUAACCAGGUCGUGUGUGAAGUGCUUCCGAACAAAUCCAUCUGAUGUUUCCCAGCUUAUGGGGGAAUUGCCAAAACAGCGUGUAACACCAUCGUUCCCGUUCAGCGUCACUGGCGUCGACUACGCUGGUCCGAUGUUGGUGAAACAAGGAUUGUAUCGUCCGAAGGUAGUCAAAUCAUACAUCGCAGUAUUCGUUUGCAUGUCCACUAAGGCCGUGCACCUGGAGUUGGUGUCGGACUUGACAACCGAUGCGUUUAUAGCAGCGCUACAACGUUUUGUCAGCCGUCGGGGAGCUGUGUCAGAAAUGCAUUCCGAUAAUGCUACCAAUUUUCAUGGGGCUCAGCAUGAGCUUCAUCAUCUUUAUGAGCUUUUUCAGAAGGAACAUGAAGUAGAUCGAAUCGUCCAAUACUGCCAAUCGAAGGAGAUGGAGUGGCAGUUCAUUCCUCCAGAUGCACCAGAGUUCGGCGGCUUAUGGGAAGCCGCCGUCAAAAGCACGAAGUACCACCUAAAAAGAGUAAUAGGAAAUGUUACACUGACUUUCGAAGAAAUGGUCACGAUACUGUGUGAGAUAGAGGCUAUACUCAAUUCUCGCCCACUAUUUGCCGUUUACAACGACCCCGCCGAUCCUGAAGUAAUCACGCCGUCCCAUUUUCUAAUCGGUCGUCCGAUGACGGCUAUUCCGGAGCCAACCUACAAUGAUGUAAACAUCAACCGUUUGACUCGAUGGCAGCACAUUCAACUAGUCCGUGAGCAUUUCUGGAGGGCGUGGUCCAGAGAUUAUUUGGCUAGCUUGCAGCCUAGGAAGAAAAACAGAAUGGAAAUCAACAACGUUCGGCCAGGUAUGAUAGUACUUCUCCAUGACAAAAAUCAACCACCGCUCCAAUGGAAGCUUGGUCGUGUGACAGCCGUAUAUCCUGGUCCAGACAACUUGGUAAGAGCUGUUGACAUCUUCAGUGAAGGAUCAACGUUCAGACGAGCCAUCACAAAAUUGUCAAUUCUGCCUAUCGAAGAUAACCAAAGCCAACUAGAUGAGAACACGAGUAGCAAUGAUGAACCGGUGGUUCGCCGGGGGUACUCCGUGGUGAAACGUGCUUGCGAACCCGUCGGACCACAACCAAGCCAAUACCAAGUCUGCAAGUCCAACAUCCGCUCCGGGAAACGGGUCAGCGAACCCGUCGGACGCCAAUCAGCCACGUGUAAAGUGACACGACCAACAUCUGCUCCGGGAAACGGGCCAGCGAACCCGUCGGACGCCGACCAAGCCAACGAACCCGUCGAAAGAACCCAGCCACGUAACGAGUCUACGAACCCAUUGAACGCCUCCGGCUACCUACUAGGUGUCAUCACGCCAUCGCCGUCGCAUGCAUCCUGCCCCUUGUUCCGAGACAGCCAACUCUACAAACGCUUCCGGCGAACAACCAAGCGACGCCACGUGUUCACCGUCGGCUUUAUCUUGGCCCUCCUUCUGGGCCAGCCAACCCAUUCCAUCGUUCCGGGCGUAUGA